AUGUUCCUCACUAUAAAUAUAUCUGCACUCCAGUCGAAAAACCUAACACUAUCUGAAGUUGCACUAUUCAUCGUCCGUGAUCAUCUGAGCAACUUAACGUCGACCAUUGUAUUAGCUGAAAAAGGCAUGACGCCUGAAUCAACGAUCAACAAUACCCUGCUUUUGGAAUACAUUCUGCAGAAUCUUAAUGGAAAAAUUGCAAUUCAGUCUUACAUGACCAACUACAGUGAGCAACCUUUUGAGUAUUAUGUGUUUAUUGUAGACUCUCUAGAGGCCUUCAGGGAGCUUCAUAACGACUUUAAGGACAGCCUUUUCGAGAGACACUUUCGAUUUAUAAUCGUCCUAACACAGCAAACACAAAAUCUUCGAAAUGCUAUGCAACAAAUCUUUGUGCUUUGUCAUUCAUUUGACGUUAUUGAUGUUAAUAUUAUAGUACACCAUCAAAUUUUGGGAGUGGCAAUGUUCACCUACUACCUGUACUCGGAAACUGUGUGUCGUCGUUGUGUUCCAAUACUUUUGCACAACUGCAAUCAAGGAAUUGAAAAUCUGAAAUUGGUGUUUCCAGAGAAGCUUACGAAUUUACAUGGAUGUCCGUUCAGGGUUUCAGGACGGUCUUUUGCACCAUAUGUGAGGUUUAAAGGCAAUCGAAAUGAUCCGAAGCCAGUAGGAGCUUGGGAAAACCUUAACGGCAUUGAAGGAGCCUUGUUGAAGUUCUUGGCAAAAUCAUUGAAUUUUACUAUUGAUUUGCAACCUAUUCCUGCAGAAGGCAGUUUUUAUAACAUCAAUCAUACCUCUGGGUGUUUUUCACAGUUACUGGAGAAAAAAGCAGACAUAGUCAUUGGAGGCUUCAUUGACUCGAGUCUUGGCCGAAUGAUUUUCUCACCAACAAAUACGUAUCACAGUUCGCACUUUAAGUACGUAAUUCAGGGAAAAAUAGAUGUAAACUCAUUGGAUCGACUUAUUAAGCCUUUCAACUCCGUUCUUUGGUGUUUGUUCAAAAUGGUUAAUAUAAAACGAUGUGUAUUAUUUUAUUUUAUUACUUGGCCAUUAAAAACUAUUGAAACUGCAAAAAUACAUUGGCCAACAGUUGAAGUUGACAACGAUAGCAUUGAAUUAGCUGAAAUUACAUUAAAUCUAACUCGAAAGUUCUUGAAAUAUGCUACAUCAACCCUUGUGAUUGUUGAAAAAAGUGUUACACCCGAAACGAGUAACACGAAUUUAAAUUUAUUGGAAUAUUUUUUACAAAAUGUACAAGAUAAUAUUGCAGUCCAGUUGAAAAUUCAUUCUAAAAAUAAACAACCAUGGGAAUAUUAUAUUUUUAUAGUGGAUUCAAUUGAAGCAUUCAGAAAAAUCAACGGUUUAUUUCCGGAAUCCUUUUUUGAGCGUCACUUUUAUUUUCUCAUUAUCUUAACCAAACACACUCACAACCUGGGAAAUGUUAUCGAAGAUAUUUUCAAACUUUGCUAUCAGUUCAAUGUUAUCGAUGUUAUAUUGAUUGUAAAACACCCAACAGAUGGCGUUUGCAUGUUCACAUACAUGCUAUAUUCAACGAAUGCUUGUCGAACUGUCCAGCCUAUUCUCUAUCUGAGACUCAAAGAUAAUCGUGAAUUGGACAAUCUUAAAACUAUUUUUCCUGAAAAAUUGAACAAUUUCUUUGGAUGUCCAGUUAAAGUAGCUGGUAGAAAAUUAGGACCUUUUUUGGAUUUGAGAGGAAAUAAAAAUAAUCCGCAACCAGUUGGAUCAUGGGAAAAUCUAUCAGGAGUUGAAGGAUUGUUGAUAAGAGAACUUGCAUCAGCGUUAAAUUUCCAGCUUCAGUUAUUACCGUUUCCAAAAAGCAGAAGCUACAUUGAGAAUUUAACUUGUUAUGGGUCUUUUCUUGAGCUACAAAACGGCAACGCGGAUCUUGCUAUUGGAGGAUUUGGUGGUUCUGAUCCAAGUCGAUGGCUUUUUACACCGUCUAUUGUUUAUCACUCAUCUCCGUUUGUUUAUGUUGUGCGAGCCAAGGAAUUAAGUGCCAUAGGCCGUUUGGCAAAGCCGUUUUCUAUCCAACUUUGGAUAGCUUUGGUUGGAGUCCUUGCCAUUGGUUUUUCAUUCAUUAUAAUUCUUCGUUUUAUGAAUCCAGUUACUACUCAAUAUAUCCUUGGAGAUAAAAAUGAUGCUCCAACGUUAAAUUUUUUUGCAAUUAUUCUCGGCUAUCCAGUCAAUCGAACUCCAUUGGCCAAUCGGAAUUUCGCUCGGUACAUUUUAUUGCUAUUGCUUAUUUUGACAUUAGUCAUUCGCAACGCAUAUCAAGGAUCUCUGUACGAAGCAAUUCUUAGAGAUGGAUUCGUAAGAAUUCCAUCCGGCCUUAAAGAAAUUGUCAAGUGGAACUAUAAGAUCCUGAUUUCACCGGAAGUUGAUAAAUUUAAUGCUUACCCCAAAGACUUAACUAUAACCGUACCUGUUGGUGGAUAUUUGGCACGGAUUAAAAUUCUGGAGAAAAUCGAAGGAAGAUAUGCCUCGGCCAUUCUUCGGGAGAGUUUCAUCGAUUACAUGAACAAAAACCAAUGGAAAAGAAACAAUUUGUUUAUGAACAAUGAAGUUAUAAUAAUGUAUCAUUUUGUAAUGUUCUUUCCCAAGAAUUCGAUUUAUGUCGCAACAUUUGAUAAGAAGUUACGAUUGUUGAUCUAUGGCGGGAUAACAAAUAAGUUAAAACACAAUAAUUUAACUUCAGAAGCGGCUUUGCGAAGCAUAAGAAGAAGCCAACCACCACGGGAACCACUUGGAAAUAGACGCUUGAGAGCAAUGUAUGAUAUUUAUAUUUGCAUGAAAGUCAUAGCGAUUUUUGUUUUUUUCUUGGAAUUGAUGUCAGUUCGUUGUGAUAAAUUGUAUAGAUUUUUUCAGUGGAUUAGCUAA
Eupeodes corollae is the source of this 2895-nucleotide messenger RNA. RefSeq lists its product as uncharacterized. The coding region runs from base 1 to 2895 and encodes 964 amino acids. The transcript is spliced from 6 exons. The record is from RefSeq and is a predicted model, not a curated record. Lineage: Eukaryota; Metazoa; Arthropoda; Insecta; Diptera; Syrphidae.